Molecule: messenger RNA, 2460 nt
Organism: Orycteropus afer afer
Lineage: Eukaryota; Metazoa; Chordata; Mammalia; Tubulidentata; Orycteropodidae
Source: RefSeq, a predicted model, not a curated record
AUGACUCGGAGGCGGAGCAGGCCGAGCGGCGGCGCGGGCCGGCGCGAGCGUGUGCGGAUCCCGGGGCCGCAGAAGCCCCAGGCGCCGGAGCCCCCGCCGCCGCUGAGCCUGGAAGCGGGAGUGGGUGCCGAGCCCCCGGAGACGCCAGCGACGGUGGAGCUCGACCGUGACGGCCUCAGGGAGGAAGACGAACCCAAGCUGGCGCCCGGCCCGCAGGUUCCCCCUACCUCCAGCCAGUCUAUGCAGACUUGUUGCCUACUGUGUCAUCGGGAACGCAAAGGCUGGGAAGAAGGCCCUUCUCAAAAUGGACUGGUGUUACAGGGUGAGAAGCUGCCCCCUGACUUCAUGCCAAAGCUCGUCAAGAACCUCCUAGGGGAGAUGCCUCUGUGGGUCUGCCACAGUUGCCGAAAGAGCAUGGAGGAAGAUGAAAGGCAGACUGGUCGAGAACACGCAGUGGCGAUCUCCUUGUCACACACAUCCUGCAAAUCACAGUCCUGUGGGGGUGACUCUCAUUCCUCUUCGUCCUCCUCUUCAUCAUCCUCAUCCUCGUCCUCCUGCCAUGGGAACUCAGGGGACUGGGAUCCCAGCUCAUUCCUGUCAGCACAUAAGCUCUCGGGCCUCUGGAACUCCCCGCACUCCAGUGGGGCCAUGCCAGGCAGCUCACUCGGGAGUCCUCCUGCCAUACCCGGUGAGACUUUCCCCAUCUCGGAGCACUACCGGCACUCAGACCUCACUGCCCCUCCUAAUAGUCCCACUGGCCACCAUCCCCAGCCAGCAUCUCUGAUCCCAUCUCACCCUGGAUCCUUUGGCUCACCCCCCCACUCCCACCUGCUGCCCACCACCCCAGCAGCGCCUUUCCCCACCCAGGCUUUCGAGUGCCCUGUUGCCACUGCCACUGCCCCCCACACCCCAGGGGCAUGUCAGAGCCCCCACCUGCCCUCUACUAGCAUGCCUCUCCUAAAGAUGCCUCCACCAUUCCCGGGGUGCAGCCACCCCUGCAGUGGGCACUGCAGUGGGCCUCUCCUCCCACCACCAAGCUCUCAGCAACUCCCCAGCACUCACAGGGACCCCGGGUGCAAGGGGCACAAGUUUACACACAGUGGCCUGGCAUGCCAGCUGCCCCAGCCGUGCGAGGCAGAUGAAGGGCUGGGCGAGGAAGAGGAUAGCAGCUCAGAGCGCAGCUCCUGCACCUCGUCCUCCACCCACCAGAGAGACGGGAAGUUCUGUGACUGCUGCUACUGUGAGUUCUUCGGCCAUAAUGCGGUGAGUGAGAAGGCCCAGUUAGCGGCAGAAGCCCUAAAGCAGGCACAUCACAGUAUUUCUGGAAGCCGGGAGCCGAGGCCUGCCAAGGAGAGGCUCUUGGAGUGGCCUGACCGGGAGCUGGACCGAGUCAACAACUUCCUGAGCAGCCGUCUGCAGGAGAUCAAGAACACUGUCAAGGACUCCAUCCGGGCCAGCUUCAGUGUAUGUGAGCUCAGCAUGGACAGCAAUGGCUACACAAAGGAUGGGGCUGCUGAACCCAAACCCCAGAGUCGGCCCCCUUCAGACCUCAACGGGUCCUCAGAGCAGCGGCCUGAUAUCAACCUUGACCUGUCCCCUUUGACUUUGGGCUCCCCCCAGAACCACACGUUACAAGCUUCAGGGGAGCCAGCCUCACCAUGGGCAGAAAUGAGAGGCCCCCACCCAUCAUGGACAGAGGUGAGGGGCCCUCCUCCUGGUAUUGUACCAGAGAACGGCCUAGUGCGGAGGCUCAACACUGUGCCCAACCUGUCCCGGGUGAUCUGGGUCAAGACCCCCAAGGCAGGCAACCCCAUCUCUGAGGACACAAGCCCAAAGGAGGUCCUUGGUUGCAAGCAGGAGCUGCCUGAGCCUGUGGCCUCAGGUGGGAAGCCUCGGAAGGGCAAGAGACAGGGCAGUCAGGCCAAGAAGAGUGAAGCAAGCCCAUGCCCCCGGCUCCCAGCCAGCCUAGAGGCUGCCAGUGCCAAGGGCCAGACGCCUGGCUCCAAGCAGCCGAGCAAAGCCCCAGAGGCUCCCAAAAUGGGCAGCUAUGUUGAGGCUGGAGAGGGGAGCCGGGGGAGCCGGCCAGGAUCAAGCUGGGCUGGCAGCCCCAAAGCUGAGAAGGAGAAGGGCAGCUCCUGGCGACACUGGCCCAGUGAGACCAAGGCUCGGCUCCCAGAGCAAGAGUCUGUGCAGCCCCCAGGCCCAGCAAGGGCACAGAGCUUGCCACAGGGCAAGGGUCGCAGCCGCCGGAGCCGCAACAAGCAGGAGAAGUCGGCCUCUUCCUUGGACGAUGUGUUCCUGCCCAAGGACAUGGAUGGAGUGGAGAUGGAUGAGACAGACCGGGAAGUGGAAUACUUUAAGAGGUUCUGUUUGGAUUCUGCAAAACAAACACGUCAGAAAGUUGCUGUGAACUGGACCAACUUCAGCCUCAAGAAAACCACUCCCAACACAGCUCAGUGA